Messenger RNA from Phoenix dactylifera (date palm), 1606 nucleotides. RefSeq names its product myb-related protein P-like. The record is from RefSeq and is a predicted model, not a curated record. NCBI's taxonomy places the organism in Eukaryota, Viridiplantae, Streptophyta, Magnoliopsida, Arecales, Arecaceae.
CCAACUUAUUAAACUCUGCCCUCAUCCCCUUAACCUCAAACGCUCUCACCGCACUCUCGGACCUAAGCGAAGCUCCCACCGCUUCUUCUCUCUUCAACUCUAACUAGAGAAGAAAUGGGUAGAGCUCCUUGCUGUGAGAAGGUGGGGCUGAAGAAGGGGAGGUGGACGGCAGAGGAGGAUGAGAUAUUGGUGGAGUACAUUACUGCCAAUGGAGAAGGGUCCUGGAGAUCCUUGCCUAAGAAUGCAGGGCUUUUAAGGUGUGGGAAGAGCUGCAGGCUAAGGUGGAAAAACUACCUCAGAACUGACCUCAAGAGGGGAAACAUUUCUAAGGAGGAGCAGGAGAUCAUCAUCAAACUUCAUGCCACUGUAGGAAAUAGGUGGUCCCUGAUAGCCGGACAUCUCCCGGGAAGAACUGAUAACGAGAUCAAGAACUACUGGAACUCUCACCUCAGCAGGAGAGUCUACAGCUUCCGGAGGGCCGGCGGCCAUGUAGAGGCUGCCAUGCCGGUGGACCUCAGCAAGCUCGCCGCCGGCGGCAAGCAAAGGGGUGGAAGACUAGCUAGUAGGUCAGCCAUGAAGACGAACACGACGAAUGGGAUUGAUAGAAGAGAGAAGAAUGAGAAGGGUGUCGUCCCCGCAACCUCAUCAGCGCAGACUCAAAGUGACGAGGGACACAGCAUGGUUCUGGACCGGGACCAGCACCAAGCUAGUUGUGUCACCUUUGAAGGUCUCAACGACGAGAUGGUAAGUGGGCUCCUGAGCCCAAGACCAGUAGAAAGUGGGCUCUGGGGAGCAAAUACUGAGAUGGAAGCCAUGCAGGUUGGUGCAACUGAGGAGAGCAGUGUGGGUUGGGGGUCUCAUGAGGAAAGGGAGAGUGGGGUCAUGAGCUCAAGCGAGGCGAGGGAGGGCAGGGCCCUUGUCCUGAACGGGAAUGGAAAUGGUGGGAACAUGGGCUUGGAGGAGGGAAGAGGGACUGGGGUAGUGGCCAAAGGGGAGGAGGAGGUGGGGUCAGCCCAGGUAGACCAAUUCCUGGACUGGGACUUGGGAGGAAUUGAGGCCAAGCUAUGGGAUGAGGCAGGAGAGAUGUGGCCAUGGCAGUGGGAUGGUGAGAACGGGGAAUUGGGGCUACAGCGAAUAGAGGGCUGUGGGUACCAAGAAGAGUCGCUGGAUGGUUGGCUUCUAUCGGAUGUCCUAUAAGAGUGGUUUUCUCGUGGUGGUGGCUUUGAUAACAGAUAGGGGUUAUUGAAGAGGAUUGCUCAUGGUUUGCCGCGGUAGGAACAAUGUAUGUGAAGGACUGAAAUGAUAACUUUGUAGCACCGUGCAUGUUCUUCGUUUUUCAUGCAUGUCUUGUAUUCAUUAGCUAUGUGGAAUAUCCCUGUGAAGUCUCCAUUAACUUCCAAAGGUGGAUCAGAUCCGUCGUGUACCUAAGGUGAAAUCAUCCUGGAUGGAUUCAUUUCAUCCUAAAGUGAAAUUGUUAGGUGGAUUCAUUUCAUCUUAAGUCUACGGUGGAUUUGGCCCAUAAAGGAGAGACGAGAAGAAAAAUGGUUUAGUAGCUAGACAGUAACUUAGAAGGUGGUAUUUUGCUAUUAAUUGCGGUUCUCAGUUA